Molecule: messenger RNA, 1381 nt
Organism: Daucus carota subsp. sativus
Lineage: Eukaryota; Viridiplantae; Streptophyta; Magnoliopsida; Apiales; Apiaceae
Product: E3 ubiquitin-protein ligase SPL2
Exons: 7
Coding region: 62-1246 (394 amino acids)
Biological process (GO): protein ubiquitination; organelle organization
Molecular function (GO): ubiquitin-protein transferase activity
Source: RefSeq, a predicted model, not a curated record
UAAAAUAUAGACCUAAUGUGCUAGAUAAGCCCGCUCAAACGCCUCUUUGUUUCCUCCCCCGAUGUCAGUAGUCGAAGCUGCGGCGGCGUUGCUAUCGAAAAUAGCUCAAGCUGCCGACGGAGCUGUCAUCGGUGGUGCAGUCCUUGCUUCCGUGGCAGUCCUCAGCAUUCUCGAUUUCGCUUCUUACUCUUCCGCUUUGCGUAAAAUCAAAGACGCUCCUUCUAUCCGCGUCUCUGAUCUCCGGUCGAUUCUGUCAGUUUCCGAUCACGAUUCCGGUGAUCGGAAGCUCGUCGUUGUCCGUGGAUACGUUAAGGCUAAAUCGGCCGUUGAAGGCAUUUGGAAAACUCUCGGUCCUAGAGCGAUCGUCUCUCCUCACUCCGGGGAUAAGGCCGUCAUUUUGCUCCGAACACAAACGUCUAUAUGCAAAGUGUGGAGGGGAUUGUUUGGAUGGACUUCGGAGCGAUCUGUCUUUACGAUUCCGUUUAUUCUUGUGGACCGUGGGAUAUGGUCAAAUUCUGAUUAUGUUGUUGUAAACAUAAAUGGUUCAAGACAUCCGCUGCCUCUUGUUACUGUUCAUCAUCACUUGCAGCCUAUAACAGCUUCUCCUUGUACACUUCUCCAGGUUGGACUGCUUGAAGAUGAGAAAAUUCUGCCACUAGGAAAGGAUAUAACUGUGGUUGGCAUGUGUGGACUGAGUAAUAAAACUCUUGAGAUCAAGUCAUGCAAGGAUCUGCCUUUUUUCAUGUCUGACAUGACUAAGGAACAGAUGCUGGUAGAUCUCGCCUUCAGGACAAAAGUUGUACUAUGGAGCGGAGUUGUUGUUGGUUCUUUAGCAAUAGGUGUGCUAGGUUAUGCUGCUGUUAGGAAUUGGAAUAAAUGGAAGGAGUGGAGGCAAAUGAGGCGGAUCCAACGAGAUAACACUGAUGAUAGUAGUGAAGCUGACACUCAGAUUGUAAGAGAUGAGGAGAAUGGGGAUAUUCCGGAAGGGGAGUUAUGUGCGAUCUGCUUAGCGAGAAGGCGAAGGUCUGCAUUCAUUCCAUGCGGGCAUCUACUUUGUUGUCCACGGUGUGCUCUGUUCUUAGAGCGCAAGUCGUCCAUAAGGAGCAAAACGAAACUGGUUGGCCUUUCCACCAGAGUCCCGCACAUCCAUUCAUCUCGUCCACUCUCAUUUCCCAGUGCCUGUCAUACUUCUUCAACAGCACUCGAGCUUCCUCAACGACAUCCUCUCGGAAUGCUUCCCUGGUGAACCCCGCACCCUGCAUCCUCUCGCACCACUGUUCUUUCCUCUCAUUCAUCUCUCCCGUAUUUGUCAAUGCCUUUGCUGUUUCUCCUUCGAUCAUUCUCCUCUGCUCGCUGUCUCCCCCCUUGAAUGCAGCGCUCG